Molecule: messenger RNA, 996 nt
Organism: Mauremys mutica (yellowpond turtle)
Lineage: Eukaryota; Metazoa; Chordata; Testudines; Geoemydidae
Gene: DAP
Product: death associated protein
Exons: 3
Coding region: 437-874 (145 amino acids)
Biological process (GO): cellular response to amino acid starvation; apoptotic signaling pathway; negative regulation of autophagy
Molecular function (GO): death domain binding
Source: RefSeq, a predicted model, not a curated record
AAGUACACCAGGAGAGGAACAGGCAGGGCUUCUAUAAAGCCUAGGAGUUGAGGUUAGGAAGACUUUUUGUAGUGAGGAAAUCUGCAGUCACAUUCUGGGAGACUAGGAGCCUGUAACAAGUGUAUAGGGAGUAGUUUAGGGAAAGAGUAGUAAAGUCUGAGAGCAUAUAGACCUCAACAGCUGGUGUGAGGGUCACCAGACUGGAACCCAGAAUAGAGGGCAGACCUGGGUUCCCCUAUAGACUACUAGGGAAGUGGGGUAGCCAGUGUAGUGGAUACAGAGAUUGCCUGAGAUUUUUGUGGAGAGAGAAUCCGAUGGGACCCUAGAAAGGGAGGAUGAUAAUGACUUGGCCAAAGGGGCUAAGCCCCAAAGGAGAGGUGCUGCAGCUUUGGAUUAGCGAAAGAGGGGAGGGACUGCAGAGUGGCAGACUGAGGUAAUGGUCUGCACAACCACAGGUCAGAGUGUGGACAGUAGCAAGCUAAUCCUCCAGAUGCACCAAAAGGACGUGCUGCCAAGCGUGAAAGCUGGUGGGAUGAGGAUUGUGCAGAAACACCCGCACACCCCAGAUGCCAAAGAGGAGAAAGAUAAGGAUGACCAAGAGUGGGAGAGCAGCAGGAACAUAACUACAACAUUAAGCGAGGAGUUACUGUAUUGCAUUGUGGAUCUGCCUGGGAGCUGGAAGCCCAGGCUCCACAGCAGCCUGCCAGGAAAGCUGACAGAGAAGGCAGAGAGUUCUGAUGGAAGCCUGCCUGGGAAGAAGGUUUCUGUGGGAACCUGGUCUGCAAUUCCACAAAAAUUGAUUAAACCGGAACUGUUUUUGACCAGCUCUAGUUGGUAUGCACUCCUAUUUUUGAAAACUGUGGCCUGUAUAUAAAAAAAGUUUUACAAUAAAUUUCUUAAUGUAUUGAAAGUCUAAAUAACUUUUUAGCUCUGAAGCAGUAUGUUUUUGAAGUAACAGUUUUAAUGCUAGGUGUUUUUAAACAAUGCAGUUUUAGC